Polistes canadensis is the source of this 2534-nucleotide messenger RNA. RefSeq names its product C-Maf-inducing protein-like. NCBI's taxonomy places the organism in Eukaryota, Metazoa, Arthropoda, Insecta, Hymenoptera, Vespidae. The record is from RefSeq and is a predicted model, not a curated record.
GGAGGAGGAGGAGGAAUACGAGGAAGAAGAUAACGCUGAAACCGAAGAAGCUUCCUCGUUGCCAUCCAGUCCUGCAGCUGCUUCGAAAGUUGUUUUAACAUCAACCAGUACCGUACCGUAUUAUCAAUUUCUUUCGGUUAAUGGUUGCACAGCAAUAAGACAAGAUAAUAAUAAAACAACUAGCAACGUUAGUUCGGCUAAAGUUACAAGUGAUGUAAUGGAAGGUGUUGUUUCUUGUUCUACUACUACUACUACAACAACAACAACAACAACAACAACAACUAGAUCAUCAUCAAGUUGUGAAUCAGGGAAUAGCGAUAAUAAUAUUCCUCGUGAUGAUCCGUACGAUGAUAAUUCAUUGACCCCGUGUUAUUCCGUAUUAGACGAUAAUAAUUCAAUGGAAGUUGAAUCUAUGAUUAAUUCCUGCCCGGUUACUUUAAGUUUAACACCACCCAAAGUACUACCUGCCGCUCCACGUUCUUGUAAUAUUUUAGAAAGACUUUUAGAAGACAUUUAUACCAUCGGUAGACCAGAACCAUUAGCCGGUUAUGGUCCUAGAUUUAAACUAUUGGAAGAAGGAGAUGUACAAGUUUAUUAUUUCGAUCACGACGAUAGGACACUCGUCAGGAAAAUAAUGUUUAUUAAAUUUUUACGCAGAUGGGAGACACAUCAUAUUUAUUUAAACGACGACUGCUUGUCAUCUAAAACGGCCACUGGUUUCUUACAACAACCAAUACCGUAUAACAGUUUCUACGUUGAGAAAUAUGCCGUUGGUAGAUUGGGUACAACGUAUAAAAGUUGUUUAAGAUUAUAUCUACGCAAUGGUUCAUUAUUAUUACAAGCGAAUGAUUCAUAUACCAGGGACCAGUGGUAUCAUUCCAUUAAUUGGAAGAAAAGUCUUCACCAAUUUAAAUGCAAAUCAUCUGUCAGUACAGAAAACAUAGCAGUACGGGAAUUACGUUUAAUGGUUGAGUUUGCAUUGUCGACACCACUUCAAGACGAAAGAGUAGCAGCUGCAGCUAUGGAAGCCGUAGCUAAAUUAUUGGAAUCACCUUGGGGUUCUAGAUCAUUGAUAGAACAGCAAGAGGAGGAGGAGGAGGAAGAAAAAAAAAAAGUUGAAGUAACUAAAGAAGAGGAAGGUAGUUGGGCUUUGUUCAUAUUACCAGUUGCUGCACCACUCUUAGAAAGGGCUGCUCCACCCGCUGCAUUAGCUCGUGUAUUAACUAGAUUAGUUCGACAACAUCCUAAAUUUAGUUUAGUCAAGUAUUUAGCUCCGGCUGUCACAAGGUGCCUCAAACAUACCGUUGAUUUUGGCAAGUCUCCGGAUAUGAGAAAACUCUUGCAAGUAUUUGUCGCAGCACUUUAUGAAAGUAAUGAGGGUAACGAAGGUGAAAGAGCUAUCAGAGAAUAUAUUGCUUCGGUUCAUGGUCCUGGAAGUGAUUGUCCUCAUCCAAGAGUAUUACCCAAUUUGGUUUCGGUCUGUGUCGCUGCUAUAUUUCAUAGAUUCGAAGAUAGCAAUGUAAGCGAGAAUAAUAAACCGUUACCACCACUCGAUUGUUAUCUUUUAGUUUUAAACGUAGCCUCAGAGUAUGCCGAUUGGAGACCUGGUUUAGCCGGUUUGUUACAACCUGUACCAUUUCCCGAAGAAGCUCUCACCGUUAAAGAAGUACAGAAGUCAAUUCUUAGCCGUGCAAUACGACGUUUGGCUAAAGAUUCCAGAUGUACGGUUCAUCAAGUUCUACUUCCGGUUAGAGAACCACGACCUGGUUGGCUUCACAUAGCUGCACCAUCUAGUCCAGCUUGUCCCGAUCGUGGUGAACUUUUUGGUGAAAUGCUAACUACACUCCUGGCAUGUUGUUGUCGAAGAAAAAGAUUUGUCGGUUCGUUGAUGAAACAAGCCAAAGACGAUUGUAUUCUUCUUGCUGUCAGAGGAUGCGGUGCUGCUCAAGAAGCACUUUGCCUUAUGCUCGAGUGGCGUCUACUGCCAAACGAAGAAGCUAGGCUUCAGAUAGUCAAUGCCCUCGAAUCUACUUCCUCUGGUAAAACUCGUUAUGCUGCGCUCUGUCAAAGACAAAGGAAUUUACAAGAAUUGCAACAAAAAGGUGGUCCAAAAAAAUUAACGCUUCCAGUAAGAGCAACAGAUGCUGACGUUGCUCUCCUUCUUGGUGGACGUGCAUUAGGUAAUUUAGAAUGUCUCAGUUUAGCGUUUACAUCGGUUACAUCUGCCUGUGCCGAACAGUUGAUCAAACUACCAGCAUUGAGGUAUUUGAACCUCUGGGCUACUCAAUUUGGAGAUGCCGGAUUGCAAAUGAUCAGCGAACACUUGCAAAAAUUGCAGGUAUUAAAUCUAUGCGAAACACCGGUCUCCGACAAAGGCAUCUCUACUUUAGCUUCUCUGACCAAUUUGAGAAAACUUAAUUUAAACAGCACCAAAUUAUCAGCUCAGACUUUUGAAUCGUUGAAGAAAAGAUUACCGGCUUUGCAAGAAUUUGAUGUUCGUUAUACGGAAGCAUGGUGACCAGAACCAAUAUCGG